UAUCCUUAGCAUAACUACAGCUGCGUUGACAGGAAGGACAAAUCGACGUUCCUAGACCAAGUUUGGAUCUGUCGCUGAGACUUUGGUUCAGCAUGACGAUAAAUGGCUGCUACUGUCACUGAGCAGAACGUGAGCGUCGUUGGCCUCUUGCCCCGCGGUGGAGUUCAAGCCUCAUCUCGCGCGGCCGGCCGACAGUGAGCGCGAGGUGUUUCGGUUCGUGCCGCGUGAAGAGUUGAACGCGUGACGGUUUCACUCGGGCCUUGCUUUUUUUCGAAGAAGCACUGCCAACAUGGACGAAGAGCUUACAUCUACGAGCAACGUGGCCACGCCGUUGUGGAGAAGGUCUGCGGCAGCCUCUUAUGCUGUAAGCGAGAGCCAGCCUUCGGCUGUAGAACAGUCCGACCCCUCCUUCGAUCAGAGCGUCUCUGGCGAGGCGUCGAGUCAGGAUAAAGUGCCUUCAGGCUCCAAAAAAAUAACACACGGGUCUGCCCUUUUGAGUAGCAUCACCAGACUCCAACCUACACCACUCUCAAUUGUAGCUUCGAAUAGGAUACUGAACAAGAUGGAGUUGCAGAUGGCAAGCGGGCCCAAAUGGAUGUUUAUCCGGCGUUUCACCCUUGCUUUGUUUUUCAUCGCUGUGAUAUGCUUUGUAGCAGCAGCCAUGGUGAUCGUCAUUCAAACCCCCGAAUGUAAGGUUAUUCCUCAAUUGGGAUGGUGGCAGAAGGGACCAUUAUAUCGCAUUGCUCUUCAAUCGUUCCGCGAUACGACUGGGAAUGGAAUGGGAGACCUCCGAGGAAUUCAGCUGCAGUUAGAAUACAUCGCUCAGCUGAGUGCAGUUGCUGUGAUCGUUGUACCUUAUAACAACUUAAAUCAAACUGUUAACACAUUGAAUCCUUCAAGAUUUCUUGGUGAUAUCUUUGGUAAUAUCCAAGAAAUGAAAGCUUUAUUAAACUCAGCUGCAAAAUAUGGUUUGAAGGUUAUCCUUGAUCUUACUUUAUUUUCUGCUCAACUUGAAAGUGACAAUUCAACCAACACUCAAUCUGAUACUGUGGAACUUUCGCAGAAUUUACUGACAGAAAUUCGUACCUGGUUCAGAGAGGGCGUAGAUGGAAUCUUCCUCAAAAUGAAUUCAGUGAAUUUGAAGAAAGAAAUCUUUAUAGAACUUCUGAAAACAUUGAAAAAAAUGGCUGGAAGAUACAGUAAAUCUUCAAAACAAAGAGUAUUCAUUAUUGCUACUAGUAUAGAAGAUCCAGACUACUUAAUUUCAGUUCUAAUGGAAGUUCCCGGAGUAAUGAUUUUCGUUUAUUAUCUGAAUGAUUUGUUAACAAGUUCUAAAACAGUUGAAAAAGCCAGGACAUUGAAUAAUUAUUAUUAUGAGCAGAAUUUUGCAUGGUCCGGUUUCACUUUUGGUGAAGGACAUAUUGCAUCUAUGAUCCCUGAAGAACAUCAAGGAAUUUAUGUCAAAUUGUUUGCAGUACUUUUAUUAACAAUGCCUGGGACUCCAGUAUUUUAUUAUGGAGAUGAGAUUGCGCUCAAAGACUAUAAGGAAUCGGAAUAUCCUCUAAUGCGAUGGGACAAAUCUAAAUAUGCAGGAUUUACAAAUAGUGUUCCUUGGAUUUUACCAGGUUUGAGUGUAUACACACUAACUGUUAAUCAACAGUCUGAAGAUCCAUUAUCAACUUUGUCAUUUUACAGAGCACUUGGAAAAAUAAGAACUGAAGAACAAUCCUUGCAGUAUGGUGACUUCAACAUAAUGAUAAAUACAACAAAUAUCCUUGCAUAUAUAAGGCAAUGGCAGGAGACAGGAAUUUUAGUUAUUUUGAAUUUUGGUCAUGCAGUUACUUAUGAUUUUACUGCAUUAAAUUUAUCUUCAACUGCUCUUUUGCUUGCAAAGUCUACAGAUUUAACCCAAUGUAAAUUAAUACGUUUGCACACUAUGGCAAUUGAAGAAAACAUGGGAUAUGUACUAAAAUAUUAUAAGGGAAAAUAGUUCUUGAUCUACGAUAAGUUUUAAGUGAAUAGAAUAUUAACUGAAUAGAAUUAUAUUAACAGUAUGAUUUUGAAAAAGCAAGCACACUGAUUGCUUCUCAU
Molecule: messenger RNA, 2091 nt
Organism: Hypanus sabinus (Atlantic stingray)
Lineage: Eukaryota; Metazoa; Chordata; Chondrichthyes; Myliobatiformes; Dasyatidae
Product: neutral and basic amino acid transport protein rBAT-like
Exons: 9
Coding region: 290-1990 (566 amino acids)
Biological process (GO): amino acid transport; carbohydrate metabolic process
Source: RefSeq, a predicted model, not a curated record